CUGUCGGGCAUGGCGCACAGUCGGUAGAAAUCCUUCGCAUGCUCGGCCCUUCAGCCCUCCCGGCGCGCCGCCGGCCCACGCUCGCCAUCCUGCUGGGCUUCGCGGCGCUCACGGCGAACAGUUUCCGCCACGUCGCCCCGCGCGCCGUCCAUCGGCGACCGGCGCGCCGGCGAUACGCCCCGCGCGGCGAAAAAUCCACGCGCCUCCGCGCCUACGUCAACGAGAUCGUCGCCCCCGACAUCAAGGAUUUACUCUCGAGACCGCUGCUCACGAAGGACGAGGAGGUGCGCUUCGGCACGCGGGUCCGGACGCUCGUCGCCAUCGAAAGCGCGCGGGACGCGUGGGCGGACGCGUACGACCGGCCGCCCACCGACGCGGAGCUCGCGCCGACGGUCGGCUGCGCGGACCCGGCGGCGCUCGCGGCGACGCUCGCGGAGUGCCGCGAGGCGCGCGAGGUCAUGAUGCUCUCGAACAUGCGGCUCGUGGUGGCGAUGGCGCGGCGGAUGCAGCGGUCGUUACCGCAGGCGUCGCGCCUCGCCGUGGACCGCGACGGCGGGUCCUACGCGCUCGACGACCUCGUCGCCGAGGGCACGCUCGGCCUGGCCAAGGCCGUGGACCGCUUCGAGCCCGACCGGGGAUUCCGCUUUUCGACGUACGCGACGUGGUGGGUGCGCCAGGCCAUCCAGCGCGCGAUCCGGCGGCGCGCCGUCGUCGCCGUGCCCGUCCACGUGCAGCAGCUCGCGAAGAAGUGCGAGAACGCGACGCAGGAGCUGCGGGACGAGUACGGGCGGCCGCCGACGUCCGCGGAGCUCGCCGCGCGCGUCGGCGCGUCGGAGAAGCGCCUGAAGCUCGCGGGCCGCGCGGCUUUGGCGACCUUCUCGUUGGACGUGCCCCUCAGUGCGGCGCGGGGAGGCAAGGGGUCCCACGUCGCGGAUUUCGCGGAGGCGGCGACGCUCAACGAGAUCGUCGAGAGCGACGAGCCCGCGCCGGAGGAGGCGGCGACGUUCCACGAGCUCCGCGACGCCAUCGACUACGCCAUGCACGCGAACCUCCAGCCCUCGGAGCGCGACGUGCUCCGCCUGCGCCUCGGCCUCGACGACGGCGAGACGCGGACGCGGCGCCAGGUCGGCGAGAUCUGCGGCCAGACGGAGAAGAAGAUCCGCGCCAUCGAGCGCGCGGCGCUCACGAAGCUCCGGCACACGCGCGACUGCGUCCAGCUGCGCGAGUACGUCCAGUAGAGCGGCCCCGUCGCUCGCUCUCUUCGCUCCCGCCGUUUCUCGCGUGUACAUAAGGUUCGCUCUAACAUACGAGCCGCGGCGCGGACGCUCAGGGCAUACAUAAGUGUCGCUCU
This is a messenger RNA of Aureococcus anophagefferens, 1351 nucleotides long. RefSeq lists its product as hypothetical. NCBI's taxonomy places the organism in Eukaryota, Pelagophyceae, Pelagomonadales, Pelagomonadaceae. The record is from RefSeq and is a predicted model, not a curated record. The coding region runs from base 39 to 1238 and encodes 399 amino acids. Gene Ontology annotation, molecular function: DNA-binding transcription factor activity. The transcript has a single exon. Gene Ontology annotation, biological process: regulation of DNA-templated transcription; DNA-templated transcription initiation.